Molecule: messenger RNA, 593 nt
Organism: Cylas formicarius (sweet potato weevil)
Lineage: Eukaryota; Metazoa; Arthropoda; Insecta; Coleoptera; Brentidae
Product: nuclear protein 1
Exons: 1
Coding region: 86-313 (75 amino acids)
Biological process (GO): negative regulation of cell population proliferation; negative regulation of cell cycle; regulation of transcription by RNA polymerase II
Cellular component (GO): nucleus
Source: RefSeq, a predicted model, not a curated record
GCCUUGCGCGGUUGUUAGACAGUUUCGUAAAGUGACACGAAAGAAAUCGGUACGCAGUGAAAUUAAAGUGUUUUUGUUGAUAAUAAUGCAGCAGAAGGAAACGAAAAUUUCUCCGGAAGCCGAGAGUCAUUUCGACGAAUACGAGCAUUACAAUUUCGCGUUCGACAAGCAUAUUUACAGCAGCCACGGCGGAAAGCAGCGCACGAAGAAGGAAGCCGCGCUGAACACCAACCAUUUCGAUCCGAGCGGACAUUCUAGAAAAAUCCUAACGAAGCUGAUGAACACGGAGCAGAACAAGAAGACGAAGGUGUGAUCCGUGGGAGUGCAAAGCCGGCCCGAUAAUUCGUCUCUACUGUGAUUACUCGAAAACGGACUGAUUAUGUUCAAAAGAGCGAUUUUACCUCGAACUUUCAAGGCCAACUGUCAUCGAUUCGCGAGGUCUCCGUAUUUUUUUUUUAAUACUUGAUUGAGGUCGCUAACGCAUAAAUGAGAAAUACGUUAUUAAUAAUAAAUUAUUUCCAGCGUUUAAGUGCUUUUUGUAUGGUUGAUUAGUGAUGCUACGCGCAUUGUGUUUCAAACACUGUGUGAUAAUA